AUGUCAGAAGUUGUUUAUAAAACUAAAACUAUAGAUUUUAAUGGGAAGAGAAAUAUUCUUAUUCAAAAUGAAAAUGGACCAUGUGCUUUACAUUCAUUAGUUAAUUCUAUUUUACUUACAGUGGAUCAUUUAAGCUCUUCUGAAAUCCAUGAUUUAGUUGCUUUGGUGAAUAGUGUUGAAUCAGUUCCAUUAGAUCAAUUAUUAAACUCUUUAAAACAAAUUGUUACCGCAAAUCAACGUUUAUAUGGAAUUUCCCCAGAAGAUAUUCAAUCAACUUUAAGUUUAUUACCAAGAUUACACGAAGGAUUAGAAAUAAAUCCACAAUUUGAUGGUACUUUCAGUCCAGGUCAUGAAUUGAAUUUAUUUAGAAAUUUUAAUAUUCCUUUGGUUCAUGGUUGGUUAGUUGAUCCAAAUGAAUUAGAAUAUGCAGGUGUUUUGAAAUAUAAUUCAUAUGAAGCUGCACAAAAUGUACUUGUUGAAGCUUAUGAAGUUGAACAAAAACCAGUUAAAGAUAAUGUUGAUUUAGAAAUUAUUCAAGAUUCAAGACAAAUUAAAUCAUUUUUCGCAAGAAGUGCUACACAAUUAACAGAUUAUGGAUUAAAUUAUUUAAAACAAAACUUAACUCCAGGUUCAAUUGCUGUAUUAUUUAGAAAUAAUCAUUAUGCUACAAUUAUCAAAAAUGAUAAUGAUAUUUUUUCAUUAGUUACAGAUAUUGGAUUUAGUUCAAGAAAAUCAUAUAUUUGGGAAUCAUUAUUAUCAAUAAAUGGAUCAAAUAAUUCAUUUUUCACAGGUUCAUUUUCUCCAAUUUUAGAAGAUUCAACAAAUCCAUUUGAUGAUCAACAAGAUCAUACAGAUUUGAAUUCUCAAGAAGAACAAGAUCGUGCUUUAGCAAGAACUAUUCAAGAAGAAGAAGAUAAUAAAGCUGCAAAAAGAUUACAACAAGUUCAAGAAAAACGUGAAAAGAAAAAUGCAGCUAAGAAUAAUGGUUCUUUAAGUGGUGGUAAAAAAUCACCAAAGAUUAAAGAUGGGAAGAAAAAGAGUAAGUGUAUUGUUAUGUGA
Molecule: messenger RNA, 1059 nt
Organism: Hansenula ciferrii
Lineage: Eukaryota; Fungi; Ascomycota; Saccharomycetes; Phaffomycetales; Wickerhamomycetaceae
Product: MINDY family deubiquitinase
Exons: 1
Coding region: 1-1059 (352 amino acids)
Biological process (GO): protein K48-linked deubiquitination
Cellular component (GO): cytosol; cell periphery
Molecular function (GO): K48-linked deubiquitinase activity; cysteine-type carboxypeptidase activity; cysteine-type deubiquitinase activity
Source: RefSeq, a predicted model, not a curated record